AUGAUAAUUCAAAUUUAUUAUUUAUUUAUUAUUUAUUUAUUUAUUUAUUUAUUUAUUUAUUUAUUUAUUAUUUAUUUAUUUAUUUAUUGUUUGCUGCAGGGCAAGCCAAAGAAGUUUGACGUGCUGCUGGCGAGUGACUUGAUUUACGAAGCAGCAGCAGCGCAGCAGUUUGCUGCUGCUGCUGCUGCUCUUCUGAAGCAAAAAACGGGCCGCCUUUAUUACACCCACAGACUCCACAGAGACGGAGCAGCAGCUGUUGCCUACUGGCUUCGAAAGGGCCAGCUAAAAGUGGCCGAACAUUCUCCGCCUCUUUCUUACUUCCGCAACUGCCUCCUCGACAAGUCGGACAAGGAGUUUUACGCCCUCUUCAGCGAGCUGGAGGCAGAAAGUGACUUCGUGCUGCUGAAGGCCGCCUGGCGCUAG
Messenger RNA from Eimeria necatrix, 423 nucleotides. RefSeq lists its product as hypothetical. The annotation marks the transcript as partial. NCBI's taxonomy places the organism in Eukaryota, Apicomplexa, Conoidasida, Eucoccidiorida, Eimeriidae. The transcript has 3 exons. The record is from RefSeq and is a predicted model, not a curated record.